Messenger RNA from Alnus glutinosa, 991 nucleotides. RefSeq names its product cysteine-rich repeat secretory protein 38-like. The record is from RefSeq and is a predicted model, not a curated record. The transcript has a single exon. The coding region runs from base 46 to 780 and encodes 244 amino acids. Lineage: Eukaryota; Viridiplantae; Streptophyta; Magnoliopsida; Fagales; Betulaceae.
CUGCGUAGUACUUCACCAUAGCUUCAUCCGAAGAACAUUAUUCUCAUGCAUUUCCUACCAAAAAUGUCUUCCUUCUCGAUCUAUAUGCUAACAUUUGCUCUCCUUCUCCAAACCAUUUAUGGAGCCAGCCCUCUCUUCCAUUUCUGUUCAAGCUCUGAGAACUUCACCACCAAUGACCCUUAUGAUUCAAACCUCAGAAAGCUCUUGGGCAAUCUUUACUACCAAACCCCUCCCCAGGGCUUUGCUCUUGGUUCAGUCGGUCAGGAUCCCUACAAAACUUACGGGCUUGCUCUUUGUCGUGGUGACGUUGAAGCCACAGACUGCAGGACUUGCGUUAAUGAGGCCACCGCCGAGAUUCACAAACGCUGCCCGUAUAAUAAAGGUGCGAUUAUAUGGUACGAUAAUUGUCUUUUGAAGUACGUCAACACUGAUUUCCUUGGCAAAAUUGAUAACAAGAACAAGUUCUAUAUGUGGAACUUGAGAAAUGUUAGCGAGCCCACAAGCUUUAACCAAAAGACAAGGGAGUUGUUGAGCCUACUAGCCAAAGAUGCAUCUGCGACUCCAAAACUGUAUGCAGUUGGAGAGCUAGAGCUCGAAGAAUCAAAGAAGCUCUAUGGUUUGGCCCAAUGCACAAGGGACCUUUCUACAAGUGACUGUUUCAAGUGUCUUGAUGGUAUAAUUGGUGAACUUCCUCGUUGCUGUGAUGGGAAAGAAGGAGGAAGAGUUGUUGGUGGGAGUUGCAACAUAAGAUAUGAGAUUUACCCCUUCGUCACUGCUUAGAUUCUAAAUGUUCUGCAGUUUCGUCUUUUGAUGAAUAAGUGUUCUAGAGUUUAGAAUCGUCUAUACAUUAUAAACAAAUAUAAAGUCUUUGUAAGAACACGUCUAUAAUCAUUCUCACUUUUGGAAGGAUGCAGUAUAUCUUCCUUUCUAUAUGUUGCAUGUUUUCAUCAUCAACAUCUGUUGUGGAAUAAAAUUUUCUUUCGUUUCUUAA